Messenger RNA from Ostrinia furnacalis (Asian corn borer), 1344 nucleotides. RefSeq names its product zinc carboxypeptidase. The transcript is spliced from 7 exons. Gene Ontology annotation, biological process: proteolysis. Gene Ontology annotation, molecular function: metallocarboxypeptidase activity; zinc ion binding. The record is from RefSeq and is a predicted model, not a curated record. The coding region runs from base 70 to 1317 and encodes 415 amino acids. Lineage: Eukaryota; Metazoa; Arthropoda; Insecta; Lepidoptera; Crambidae.
CGCUAGCUGAUAAAAAAUUAGUAGCAAACGUUCUUCUUGCUUUAAUUAGUUUAGUACAAAUUAAGUAAAAUGUUACUCAAAUUUUUAAUUUUAAGUAUAGUGGUGAUCGUUAGUGCAGAGAAAGUAAGAUAUGAUAACUACGCGUUGUACAAAGUUGAACCUAAAAAUGAAGAUCAGGUGAAGUUCCUAAAAGAACUGGAGAAGAAUGAAGACCUUGACUUCUGGAAGUCGGUGAAUCAAGCAGGAGACUAUGCCAGUAUAGUGGCUCCUCCAGAAAUGAGGAAGAAGUUCGAGCAUUCAUUGAAGAAACGCAGCAUUUACAGUGAAAUGGUGUUGGAUAAUAUUCAAGAAGCCUUCGAUGCCCAGUUAUACAGUCGUAAAAGAAGGAGCGCUGAGCCAGAACUAUUUUGGACAAACUAUCAAACUAUUGAUGAUAUCUAUGAAUGGUUUGAGCACUUGGCGCAGACACAAAGUAAUAUUGUCUCCUUGAUCACCGUUGGAAGAUCUUUUGAAGGUAGAAACAUAACCGGCAUCAAAAUAUCCAGGGGCAACAGCGACCGCAACUUCGUCAUCGAAGGUGGUCAGAUUGGAGCCGACUGGUUGUCGCCCACCGUCAUCACGUACAUCGUAGAUCAGCUGGUCAGAGGAGAAGACCCUGAAGCAUUGCAGGCAUCUCAGGACUUUACUUGGCACAUCUUCCCGAUUGUGAAUCCAGAUGGACACCAGUUUAGUCAGGACUCUGUCAGACUUUGGACCAAAAAUAGAACACCAACCGUAUUAUCUAAUGCUGCUAUUGGCGUUGAUCUCUCAAGGAACUGGAACUCUCAUUGGGGAGUACAAGGCGGCAGUUUCACUCCAUCAGCCAACAACUACGUCGGUCUUGGUCCGUUUUCCGAAGUAGAAACCAGACAAAUGGCUCGAUACCUUGACUCAAUUGGCGGGAGCACCACUGGCUUCUUGUCCUUGAGAAGUUUUGGGCAGAGACUGCUGAUACCCUUCGCGCACUCUGCGACACCUUUGUACAACUUUAAUGAGAUGGUCACCAUUGGCAGAAGAGCUAUGGGUUCACUAGCCGUCAAGUACGGAACCCAAUAUUUAGUUGGGACCUCUUUACAAUUUUCUGAUGGCUCCACCGGUACCUCAGCUGACUGGAUCAAAUUCCGCUUCAACCCUCCUAUCGUAGCCACUUACUUGCUGAGGGACCAAGGAGGUUGGGGCUACACCCUCCCUGUAGCGCAAGUCCUCCCCAGCUGUGAGGAGACAUAUGACUCAGUUAUGGCCAUCCUGAGAGAAGCCAGGUUUAUCAAUGUAAUUUAAUUUGGGAAAUAAAUGUGGUAUAUCGUA